AUGGCGCCCACCAUACACUCUGCCAAGCUGACAGUCUCUUGUCCGCUGUUCGCUGCCGACUUCGAUCCCAGAGACAAUGGUCAACUCUUAGUUGGCGGCGGAGGCGGCGAGGGCCGCAGUGGUGUCGGAAACAAGAUCUCCCUUAUUGAUACAUCGAAUCGAGACGAAAUUACUGAGUCCCUGGAACUGAAGCUAUCGCGUGAUGAGGACUCGGUGACAUCGCUGGUUGCUGCGCCGGUAGGAGGUGAAGAGGCCGGUUCGCUGGUCACAUUCGCAGGAAUCAACAGUUCAGUCGAGCAGCAAAAGAAGAACAACAACCAGCACUUGCGCGCAUUUAGAUUUGAGGUGUCGAAGGGCAACAAGGAGCGCAAGUCCGACGAGAAGGUUCCUGGAGAGGCCACUGCGCUGUCGCAAGCAUCACUCUUCCGGACAAAGAACGGGCCAGGCUCUUCGGAUACAUAUCAACGAGUCACAAGACUAUCUCCAUGGCCAAAACAGCAAGACAGCGAAAAGCAUACCCGAAUUGGAGCAAUCACAACUGGCUUGGCGGCAUCUGGCGAGAUUGUCUUGUUCAGCGUCACAGAAACUCCAAGCGAUCAAGAUGUCAUUGGCCGUAUUCAACUAGGCGACAACGAGGAGGCCGAGGAUCUGGAUUUUGUCAGCCUUGAGAACGGAUCAGAAAAAAGUGAUGGCGUUGAUAGUCGCUUUUUGUUGGCAUAUACUAAUGGCCCCGAUGUUAUGGUUGGCGAGGUCUCUUCCUCCACCCGCUCAAACACCUCUCCCGAGGUCCGGUCUGUCUAUUCAAUCCCUUUGCCAUCUAGCGGAGCCCGCAAUGCACGCCCCAAGUUCCGCGCUCUACGUUUCCUCUCACCGCAGACUAUCCUGCUACUCCAAAAUGCACCGAACCGCAGCGGUAGUGAACUGGUGCUCCUGCAGCUUCCUAGUGCGAAUCAGAGCAAGGCCCAGAUUCUUAGGCGCCGUAAGCUGCCCCGAACUUUCAAGAUCGGCUUGGGUCUCGAUAUCUGCCAACUGGGAACAAAUCCACAAGGCCAGCAACAAACCGUCAUCGCAGUCAGCGGCAGCGAUAACUCAAUCCCCCUGUUUACCUUGGAAUACGGCCCCAAGCGUGGCUACAGCAACUUCCGCUCCUAUACGACUAUCCGAGAUGUGCACCCAUUCUCAAUGACCAAACUCACUUUCUCAACCUUCAUUGCACCCUCGCACCCCAUCACCGCAGAAGUUGGUCCGCAGAACAUCAAGCUCGCUUCGGUGAGCAUGGGCAACACGAUUGUUGUACACACAUUCCCACUCUCUCCAUUCCCGACCUCCUCUCGCACCCCGCGUUACGUACUCGCUGUCCCCGGCCCAGCAGAAGUGUGGGAGUUGGUCUACAGCAUCGCCAUUCUUCUCGUUUCCAUGUUCGUCAUAUGUCUGUCCAUGCUCGCCUUUGCCGAAAUCCGCGGCGGGACACCUCCGUUCCUUGGGGCUACAGAAUGGCUCCCCACCGCCAUUCGCCACACCAUUGCCCGUGAAUACGUCGUACCCCCGCGUGAGAAACUGACUUACUUUGAUACUCUACUUGCACCUCGCGAUGUCCCCGUUGUGCAGGCCAUCCCGGAUGAGGCAAUCGAGUCCCUGCGGGACAUUCUUGACCGCGUGCACCGUACUGGCGCCGCACCUGCUGACCUCGCUACUCCCGAGCCGCAGUCUGUUUCUGUGAUUUUGCGAUGUGCCGACGGUAAUACUGCAGAGCAAAGUGUUAUUGUCGAGACUGCUCAAUCUUCCCACCACGAUGAGCAGUCUGAAGAACAAAAAUUGCAGGCCUGGAAGGAUCUUUCUGAACCUGAACAGGCUACCUGGAAACAGAGACUUGAGGAUGCCGGUCGCUGGACUGCCGCAGAGGGUGAAAGCAUUCUUUUGGGUGUACUGUUUAGUGAAGCUUGUGGUGAUCUGGGGAGGGCUGUUCAGGAAGAGCUGCCUUGA
Messenger RNA from Penicillium salamii, 1983 nucleotides. NCBI's taxonomy places the organism in Eukaryota, Fungi, Ascomycota, Eurotiomycetes, Eurotiales, Aspergillaceae. The record is from the annotation of a GenBank genome assembly.